Messenger RNA from Amphiprion ocellaris (clown anemonefish), 2868 nucleotides. RefSeq names its product angiopoietin-like 1a (gene angptl1a). Bases 384 to 1847 code for a protein of 487 amino acids. Gene Ontology annotation, biological process: cell surface receptor protein tyrosine kinase signaling pathway. The transcript has 6 exons. The record is from RefSeq and is a predicted model, not a curated record. NCBI's taxonomy places the organism in Eukaryota, Metazoa, Chordata, Actinopteri, Pomacentridae.
AAACUCAAGGCAUCAGUGGUUUAGAGCUCAGUCUGUUGAGGUGGCCGGCUUUUGAACCAUGCCCCAGCCUGAGCCCCGGGACAGCUAAGUCCGCAGAGAGAGGCACAUCUUUUGGGGAAGUAGGGCCUUUGACUAAAGCCUUGUGUUGUGAUUCACAGCAGCAGCAGGACAGGAGGAGUGAGUGGAGGGGAGAUCCUCAGAAGACCGGGACAAAGAGACAGAGAGAUGAGUCCUGAGCACUGCAGCUCGGUGAAGACACAACACAACGCACACGUGAAACUAUAACUGCAGGAAAACACCCCCCUCCACUACUGGUAACAAAAAGGGAGGCCUGGAGGGAUCGCCAGCAGCUGUCCAUCUACCCAACCAGCCAGCCAGCAGCAAUGCAGGGGCUGAUGUGGAGCCUGUGUGCCCUGCUCUGCCUCUCUCUCUGGGAAGAAAGUUACUGCAGGAGCUCCAGGGAAGCCCGGAGGCCCAAAGAGCCUUUUCUUCACAGGAGUAAAAGAGCUCCUCAGGAUCCAGACGCUAAAAAAUGUUCCUAUACAUUCCUGGUCCCUCAACAGAGAAUCACAGGACCGAUCUGUGCCAGCACCACAGGUCCUGAGCCAGACAAGGACAGAGUGACUCGUAUGGACAUUGCAGAUGUCCGGGAGGUGCUCAACAAACAGCGGCGUGAGAUUGAGACGCUGCAGCUGGUGGUCGAUGUGGAUGGUAACUUGGUGAAUGAGAUGAAGUUGCUGCGGAAGGAGAGCAGGAACAUGAACUCCAGGGUGACCCAGCUCUACAUGCAGCUGUUGCAUGAGAUCAUCAGGAAAAGAGACAACUCUUUGGAGCUAGCCCAGCUGGAGAACCGUGUCCUCAAUGUGACCUCUGAGAUGAUGCGACUGGCUUCAAGGUACAAGGAGCUGGAGGGCCGAUUCGCCACAAUGGCUGGGGUGGUGAACAACCAGUCUAUUCUCAUCUCUGCACUGGAGGAGCAAUGUCUGAGGACGCUGGGACGGAGCGAGCUGCCCCCAGUUCCCCCACUGGUGCAGGUGGUACCGCAAAAUAUACCAGUUAACAACCGUUUCACCAAUGAGAUACAGAGGGACAAUAACAACAGGGCCUUCCCCCGAGGAUCACGCAUGGAGGCACCUACUGCAAGCCCUUUUGGGAUUGAUCCUCCUCCACCACAGGGAACGCUCACCUCUGAUGGUCCUUUCAAGGAUUGUUACCAGGUACGUCAGGCAGGUCACACCACCAGUGGGAUGUACUUACUUAAAACAGACAGCAGUGAUCGACUGAUCCAAGCAUGGUGUGAACACAGCCUUGACAAUGGAGGAUGGACGGUGUUGCAAAGGAGGAGAGAUGGCUCUGUUAACUUCUUUCGAAACUGGGAGAACUACAAGAAAGGCUUUGGUAACAUAGAUGGUGAACACUGGCUUGGGCUGGACAACAUCUACAACCUUGGGAAACAGGGCGAUUAUAAGCUUAUGAUAGAGCUGGAAGAUUGGACGGGAAAGAAGGUUUACGCCGAGUACAGCAGCUUCCACCUGGAGUCUGAGAGCGAAGGUUACCGACUGAGGUUGGGCACCUACCAGGGUAACGCUGGAGACUCCUUCAGCAGUCACAACGGCAAACAGUUCACCACGCUCGACCGUGAUAAAGAUGCCUUUUCCGGUAACUGUGCCCAUUUCCAUAAGGGUGGUUGGUGGUACAACGCUUGCGGUCAGACCAAUCUGAACGGUGUAUGGUACAGCGGGGGAGUUUACCGCAGCAAAUUUCAGGAUGGAAUCUUCUGGGCUGACUACGGGGGAGGUUUCUACUCCCUCAAGUCGGUGCGUCUCAUGAUCCGACCGAUCGACUGAACCUUGAACUGUGCUUCCCUUCAAAUGCACCUCAAUCUGCGUCAUUAUCUUGUGUUUCUACCUAUAAAUAAAUAUUGUUAAGGCAGAAUCAGGAAUCUCUGCCGUUGUUCAACUGCGCAAUCCAAACGAAAGAGACAGUGGCGUAAGUUUGUGGCCAGACGCCAACAACUCCUGCGUAGUGGCUAGUUCACUCCAAUGCUAAGAUAAAGAUGGAUGCCAUUCCUUGACUUUAGCAACUGCACGUAUCAGUUUGGACAGUAAUGGUCCAUCAAGCCCCCUGGCAUUCAGUAUUAUUCUCCUGUGUCCUAUUUUACGCACUAUUUUUGAGACUCAGUAUGUAAUAAAGGGAAAUGGUAAUUUACUAGAGACACAAGAUUUCUUCUGAGCAGCUAAUGGUGACUUAUUGAAAGUAGUGUUUCCCAUACCACGGGGGCAUUGGUUAUACUGGGAUGUUUAACCUUAGUAGCAUGAAAAUUGAAGUCAUACUGACAGUUAGACAAUCAAAUGGUGAGGGGAAAGGCCUUUGCUGGACCUACUGUCCACUUGUUCUGGGAUUUUCAGGACUUCUGGGGUUUCUCACAACCCGUAACAGAAAGUGAACUCAUGUGACAAUGUGCUUGUUCAAUGUGCAUAUGGCUGAGCUGGCUUUGGUAUGUAAAUAUCUUUGGCUUUAUUUGUGAAAGUUAAUUUAAGAGGUGUGAUUCAACUCAGGCCAAAUGUUCACAAUGUUGUUACUCUGCCAUUCUUUGUUAUUUAUCUGUGUAUUUAUAGUAAGUAUAGUCAUGGCCAUUUUAUAUCUGGCUUUGUAACAAUACAAUCUUUAACAUUUUUGUUUUUAAUCCCAUGUAGAGAUACAUUAGUAACACUUGAACAGAAGCACACACAAAGAUAGCAGAAUAAACAAAUCCAGAGUGGAUGUCUAGUUGACUUGAGGAUGGAGAACAUGUGACAUGCACUGCUAGCCAUCCAAGAAAAAUUAAAUUCUUUGACAAACAUUAAACUGUCUUUCCCUUUUCUCUAA